Molecule: messenger RNA, 764 nt
Organism: Wyeomyia smithii (pitcher-plant mosquito)
Lineage: Eukaryota; Metazoa; Arthropoda; Insecta; Diptera; Culicidae
Product: M-phase-specific PLK1-interacting protein
Exons: 2
Coding region: 92-667 (191 amino acids)
Source: RefSeq, a predicted model, not a curated record
UUGUCAUUAUUUAUAAACAUUGACCGCGUACUAGAAGCAAAAAGUACAAGCAUAUUCCUAUUUUUAAACCGUACAGUGCAAAGAACUGGAGAUGUCCUCUUCGCCGGGGGAUCACCGCCAUCCGUUUGAGUCACCAGAGAACAAAGAUAGUGCCCCGUUGUAUCACAGUACCGAUGGUUUUAUCCCGCUUGGUUUCAGUACACCGCAACACCGUAACACCGCACAGAAUGACAAUCUAGGUAGAAACUAUUAUUCUACCCAGCCAAAGUAUAUGUUACCGCGACAAAGAGGCCCCCGGAACCGUGGUAAUUUUCAGCAACAGCCGCCUGGUGGUGCAGGUCCACCGGAAAAAUCAUCUCCCGGAGGUGAAGAUGGUUGUAGUUUUGCUCACCACCCAGAGCAGCACAGGAACUUCAAGCAGCGCAACUGGAAAGGACAAGAUUAUCAACGCAACCGACACCCCCAACAGCAGAGACGAAAUAGGUCUGGUUUUGGUCAUCAAGCCAGGGACAACUACCGUAAUGAUAUUAAAGACUACUUUCAUCCUUCGAUGCUGGAAGAUCCAUGGGCACAUUUAGAACAAAAACCUCAGCCGGAUAAGGCGAGUUGCGACUCGAGUGAUGGUGGAGAAGGAGAAGCAGCUAGCAGCGACGUAGGCGAAGAGUGAGAGAAUUUCUAAUCGAUAAGUACCUGCCGUAUGAUUUCUCAAUCAAAAAAUAUCAUAAAUAUAUUCCUUUUUAAAAUAUUUCUAAUUUUAGAACAAA